AUGGUGUCCUUCUCCAAGCUAGCCCUGGGCCUGGCUGCUCUUUCCAGUGUCCGUGCGGCCCCCAGUGAGCUGUCUAAGCGUCAGACGAUCACUACCAGCCAGACUGGCACUAACAACGGCUACUACUAUUCCUUCUGGACCAAUGGAGAUGGCACUGUCGACUACACCAACGGCGCGGGUGGUGAAUACAGCGUCACUUGGUCCAACGCCAACGGCGGUGACUUUACCUGUGGAAAGGGCUGGAAUCCAGGCAGUGCUCAGGACAUCACAUUUUCCGGUACUUUCAGUCCGGAUGGAAAUGCCUAUCUGGCCGUCUAUGGCUGGACCACUAGCCCCCUGAUUGAAUACUACAUCAUGGAAAGCUACGGAGACUACGACCCGGGCUCUAGCAUGACUCACAUGGGAACUGUGUCCAGUGACGGUGGCACGUACGACAUCUACACCCACCAACAAGUCGACCAGCCCUCAAUCAGCGGCACGGCCACCUUCAACCAGUACUGGUCGAUCCGUCAGAGCAAGCGAUCCAGCGGGACCGUCACCACAGCGAACCACUUCAAUGCCUGGGCAGCUCUGGGCAUGGAUCUGGGGACUUUUAACUAUCAAAUCGUCUCGACAGAGGGAUAUGAGAGUAGUGGAUCCUCGACCAUUACAGUUUCGUAG
Messenger RNA from Penicillium lagena, 660 nucleotides. Its product is annotated as glycoside hydrolase family 11 protein. The record is from RefSeq and is a predicted model, not a curated record. Gene Ontology annotation, molecular function: hydrolase activity, hydrolyzing O-glycosyl compounds. Gene Ontology annotation, biological process: xylan catabolic process. NCBI's taxonomy places the organism in Eukaryota, Fungi, Ascomycota, Eurotiomycetes, Eurotiales, Aspergillaceae. The transcript has 2 exons. The coding region runs from base 1 to 660 and encodes 219 amino acids.